AAUAAACUAAAUAAUCUUUUUUCGCGUGAGUUUUGUCUUAACAACAUUACAGGACAAACCAAAUCUAACCUCUUUUGUUUGUUUGUUUUUUUUUUAUUCUUUAAUUUUAUUUAAUGAAUACCCUUUUUCUCAGUUUAUUAUUAUGUUUACUUCCCUUGUCGUAAAUUCCAGAAUCAUCGUCACUGUCUAAAAAACCCCACUUCAAAGAUUAAGAAAAUUGAAAAAAAAAAUUCCUCCACACUUACCUGCGCAAACAAGUUCUCGAGGGUGAUCAGGGCUAGGGUUUCUUCUUGGAGUAAAGUAAAGCAAAAACUCACACAAGAUGCAGCAGCCACCGCAAAUGAUUCCUGUGAUGUCUUCGUUUCCACCAACUAAUAUCACUACCGAGCAGAUUCAAAAGUACCUUGAUGAGAACAAGAAGUUGAUUUUGGCAAUUUUGGACAAUCAGAAUCUUGGAAAACUUCAUGAAUGCGCCCAGUAUCAAGCUCUGCUGCAAAAGAAUUUGAUGUACUUAGCUGCAAUUGCGGAUGCACAACCACAAACAACACCAACAAUUCCUCCUCAGAUGGCAUCACAUCCUGCAAUGCAACCAGGAGGAUAUUUCAUGCAACAUCCUCAGGCUGCUGCAAUGGCACAGCAACCAGGUAUUUUCCCCCAAAAGAUGCCAUUGCAAUUCAAUAACCCACAUCAAAUGCAGGAUCCACAGCAGCAUCUACAAACCAUGCAAGGUCAAAUGGGAAUCAGAGCUGGAGGGCCAAAUAAUGGCAUGCAUCCCAUGCAUGCUGAGGCUACACUUGGAGGUGGCAGCGGUGGUGGUCCCCCUCCAGCUUCAGGCCCAAAUGAUGGACGUGGUGGAAACAAGCAAGAGGGUUCUGAAGCCGGUGCUGAUGGGCAUGGUGGUGGUGAUGGAGCGGAGGAGGCAAAGUGACUGCCCUAAUCCGUUGUUUUGAUGGGAUACUUGUGGCUGUUGAUUGUAGGUGCCUCUUACAAUAGGAGUUGUAUUGCUGUAGACGGUGUUAGAAUUAAAAUUUCUGGUUUCUCUUUAAUUUAACAAUUCAGGAAGUUAACUUUUGUUGAGGUUCUUGAUAUGCCUAUGAAUUAAAGAACAGGGGGUUAGACGACGAUAGUUUAGUUGUAAAAGGAGGCUUAAAGCCUGUGGUCACUACCUCCGGGUUUGUCAUUUUGUAAUAACCUAUAAAGGCUUGCAUCAUGCAUCUGAAUUGUGAUCCAAUCGAAGUUUCUUGGUUUGUUA
Durio zibethinus is the source of this 1252-nucleotide messenger RNA. RefSeq names its product GRF1-interacting factor 3-like. Lineage: Eukaryota; Viridiplantae; Streptophyta; Magnoliopsida; Malvales; Malvaceae. The record is from RefSeq and is a predicted model, not a curated record.